This is a messenger RNA of Melozone crissalis (California towhee), 1281 nucleotides long. RefSeq names its product cellular communication network factor 6 (gene CCN6). The record is from RefSeq and is a predicted model, not a curated record. NCBI's taxonomy places the organism in Eukaryota, Metazoa, Chordata, Aves, Passeriformes, Passerellidae. Gene Ontology annotation, cellular component: extracellular matrix; extracellular region. Gene Ontology annotation, biological process: cell adhesion; signal transduction. Gene Ontology annotation, molecular function: heparin binding; integrin binding. The transcript has 8 exons. The coding region runs from base 1 to 1281 and encodes 426 amino acids.
AUGGCCAGUGGAGACAGCCCUGAGCAGCCUCCCUUGGGGCUGCUGGGCAUGCAGGUCAGGCUCCAGCCCUACAAAUGCUUAGGCACAAACCUUUAUGCACAUCAAAUAGUCCCUCAGUGCAACUGCACUGGUCGGAUGAAAGCACAUCCUGAAGCCUUUGAAGGACUGAGGCCUGGAGUCCUGGAGGGAAGCAGCCAACUGACUCCAAUCCCCUUCUCAACCAGCCAGCCACUCUUUUGUAGCACUCUUCUUCUCACUGGUUACACUCAAUUAUGCUGCAAGAGCUUUCCUGGGCUAUGCCCACCAGAGCAGCCUGGAGAUAAACCUUCAGAAACGGGUGAAGUCCAGCGCAAGGAGGUUUGCCGCUGGCCGUGCCGCUGCCCGCCGGUGCCAGCCUGCAGCCCCGGGGUCAGCCUGGUGAAGGACGGCUGUGGCUGCUGUAAGGUCUGUGCCAAGCAGGCAGGAGAGCCCUGCAAUGAAGCAGAUGUCUGUGAUCCCCACAAAGGGCUCUACUGUGACUACUCGGAAGACGAGCCUAGGUAUGAAACAGGCGUGUGUGCAUAUCUGGUAGCUGUAGGAUGUGAGCUCAAUGGAGUUUAUUACACCAACGGGCAGACCUUUCAGCCCAACCGGCUUUACAAGUGCCUGUGUGUCGGUGGUACAAUCGGAUGUACCCCUGCAUUCACACCAAGAUUAGCAGGAAGCCCCUGCGCCAGGGUACCGGGCAGAAAGAAGCCAGGACAAUCCAGCUGUGGCCUGGGACAGCACAAGCAACUUCAAUCAACCAACUACAGACUGAUGUCAGCUUACAGAAGCUUACCACUAGUUUUGAAGAAAAAGUGCCUCAUACAGGCAACUCCCUGGACACCCUGUUCCAGGACCUGUGGCAUAGGCAUAUCCAGCAGAGUGACCAAUGACAACAGAAAAUGUGAAAUGAAGAAAGAAAAGAGAUUAUGCUUCAUCCAGCCUUGUUUGACCAAUAUGUUGAAGAAAAUAAAGAUUCCAAAGGGAAAAACAUGUCAACCAACUUUCCAGCUUCCAACAGCAGAGAAGAUAGUUUUUUCCGGGUGCUCAACUACUCAAAGAUAUAAACUGACUUUCUGUGGAGUGUGCUUGGACAAGAGGUGCUGCAUCCCUAACAAGUCCAAAAUGAUCACUGUACAGUUUGAGUGUCCCAACGAAGGCUUCUUCAGGUGGAAGAUGAUGUGGAUAACAUCAUGUGUGUGCCAGAGGAUUUGCAGUGCUCCUGGAGAUAUAUUUUCCCAACUCAAACUCCUAUGA